Rotaria socialis is the source of this 1686-nucleotide messenger RNA. The record is from the annotation of a GenBank genome assembly. Lineage: Eukaryota; Metazoa; Rotifera; Eurotatoria; Philodinida; Philodinidae.
AUGACCAGCACAGAAAUCGCAGAAACAACUACAACAGUUGAAACAAAUGGCGAAAAAUAUGAAAAUCUAUAUGAUAAAAUUGUCGGACGACUUGAACCAUUAUCAGCUAUUAAAUUUGCUGCUUAUCGUGUAGCAUGUAAACUUCGUGUAUUACAAAAAUAUCUCAAAUUAACUUAUGUUGAUUACAAUAUUCUUGUACGAGCAUUUAAUACUCAUCAAUUACAUUUUGGCGUUGAAGCAUCAGUAAUAACAAAUGAAAAUGCUCGAAAAGUUUUAACAGCUAUCUAUCAACUUAUAUCAUCGUAUCAUUUCAAUGAAUCAUCUAUGGAUGAAAUAAUCGAUACAUUAUUAAGAUUUCUUUGUGAAAUUCUUCAUAUACAAUUGAAUGAAGAUUUUGAUCUUAAUUCAUUUAAAAUAAUUUUAUUUGCAUUAUCAAAUGCAAAAUUGCCUGAAAAGUAUCGAUGUUUUUUUCGACAAAUCACUUCACCAAAUGUAAUCGCAUCACAAGGGAAACUAAAUGAAUUAUUUGAAAUCCUACUAAAGCUUCCUAAUCAUUUUGAUAAUGUUGAUUCAUUUCAUGCGGAUAAUAUUCCAGGUUGUGUUCAAAGUUGUCUUGAUCAUACUCAUGAUGGCAUUAUUCGUGAAGAUAUAUUUGUUAAUUGGAUGAGUCGAGAACCACAAACACUAGUAUGGUUGCCGACAUUACAUCGUUUAAUUGCUACCGAAACAGUUCGACAUGAAGCACAAUGUGACACUUGUAAAGCCUAUCCUGUUAUUGGCAUGCGAUAUCGAUGUCUUCGAUGUUUUAAUUAUGAUCUUUGCCAAACUUGUUUCUUUACGGGUGAUCAUGCUAGAAAACAUGAUGGAACUCAUCCGAUUGAAGAAUAUUGUAAACAAGUGACACCAUUUGAAGAUUUAAAAGCAUUUUUGGAGUUUAUUAAACUUAAAGUUGGAAAACGUGAACUUCGAAGAAAAGAACGUUAUCUUACAAUUGAACGAUCGAAAUCAUUCUCUGAUACACAAGUCAAUUCAUCAUUGAAUAGUUCAAGUCAUCUCAUGACGAAUGGACAUCACUCAUUGAAUCGUCAAGAACAAUCAAAUAAAAAAGCUCAGAUCAAAGAUAUCUAUCGAGCGACUCCAAAGGGUGAAUCGAAUGGAACAUCUGCAUUAAUCAAUAAUCGUGACAAUGAUGAUGAAGAAACAAUGCCACUAACUGGCUAUGAUAAUUAUCCUAUUGAACCAGAGAAGAAGAAAAUAUCAUCACAAUUGAAAAAGAAAUUAACCGAUGAUGAACCAUUAUUAGAAAAACAUCGUUCAUUAUCUCCAAUAAAGCCGAAAAAAUCAACAAAUCAAGAUAUCAAUUAUGUUAACCUUAAACAAAAGAAGAUUUCUUCACUCAAACAUACACAAAUACCAGAUGAUGAUGCACCAAUUCUUAUGCCUAAACAACAUACACCAAUUAAAAAAUUGGCAUUAAUAAAACAACAAAAACUUGAAACAAUUGAGUCAGAACUUUAUCAAUUACCACCCAAUGAUCACGAUGAUAAUUAUCAACCACCAUUACCACCCAAACAACGUCAACAAAAUAAUACAUCUCGUGCAUUGGUUUAUGAUUUUAUUGGAAGUGAAUUACAGGAAUUGCGCGUAGCACUUGCUCAAUUCGAUGGAAACCCAUCAAUUGCUUAA